Myzus persicae (green peach aphid) is the source of this 1377-nucleotide messenger RNA. Its product is annotated as alpha-tocopherol transfer protein-like. The record is from RefSeq and is a predicted model, not a curated record. Bases 438 to 1355 code for a protein of 305 amino acids. Gene Ontology annotation, cellular component: membrane. Gene Ontology annotation, molecular function: phosphatidylinositol bisphosphate binding. NCBI's taxonomy places the organism in Eukaryota, Metazoa, Arthropoda, Insecta, Hemiptera, Aphididae. The transcript has 7 exons.
CUAUCGGCCAUUAUAAUACCUCAGCGGCCGUGUUGCAAUUCCAUUUACAUCCAAACGUCCGAGCACCGAGCACAUUCGCACACACGCACGACGCCGUACCGGUUGGUCGAUCGGUUGGUUGGUCGCACGACAGUCGUAAUAAAAAAUAUCGUCGCCGAUUUUCGAGCAAAACCGUUGGGUUGUCCCGUCGUCCUGCACGUCGAUCAUUAUCCGUCCGCGACGGUCAACGAUAUAGACACACACGCACAAACACGAAACCUAUAACUGUUGGGUACAUCGAAAAAUUAUUGUGUUUUUUCGUCGUCGUCGUCGUCGUCGUUUUACCUGAACGGUACAACACGUGUAUAACGGACCCUCGGCCGUCCACUGUCAACGUCGGGCCAAAAAAAAAAAAAACGAAAACCAAUUUCAAAACGAAAACCCUGACAACAUCGACCAUGGAAGUGGACAAUUACGGACCAGUCGUAAAAAUGGGCUCCGGGUACGAGCUGCGGUUCGAGGACGACGCCAAUUUCGAAGAGUCGUACAAGGAGCGCGCCGUGAACGACCUGGGCGAGACGCCGGAACGCCGGGCGGAAGCUCUAGAGGAACUCCGGAGACUGAUCAGAGAAGAGAAAAAACUUUACCUUCCCACUGACGAAACCACGGAACUGUACUUGUUAGCCUUCUUGAGAGUCUGCAAAUUCUACCCGGAUAGUGCAUUCAAAAGAGUGAAAUUUUUGUACAAAUUACGCCAGAAAAAUCCGAAGUACUGCAAUGACUUACUGCCGAGUUUGGAAAAAAACGUCUUUGCUCAGAAUAUUCUUACAGUUUUACCAUCACGUGAUCAACACGGAAGAAGAAUAUUGAUCACAGAAUGUGGACAGAGGUGGAAAGUUAAAAAUUGCUCGCUAACAGAGAUCUUUCGCGGCGUCGAGCUGGUAAUAGAAGCGGCUAUUCUCGAGCCCAGAACUCAGGUGUCGGGCACGGUGCUGUUGGUGGACUUUGCUGGUCUGACCAUAAACCAUGUGUGGCAAUUCACACCAAACUUCGCUAAGCUGGUUUUGGACUGGAUACAGUAUUCAAUGCCCGCAAGACUUAAAGAAGUGCACAUCGUAAAUCAACCGUACAUAUUCAACAUGGUGUUUGCAAUGUUCAAACCAUUUAUGCAAGAAAAAUUAAGAAGUCGAAUGCUUUUGCACGGUUAUGAUCACUCAACAUUAUUGGAACAUCUGGAUGCCAAAUGUUUACCAACUAAAUAUGGUGGUCUCAUGGACAUUGAAACCGACCAAGGCAUAGAUUUAUGGAAUUUACUGUGUUAUUACGAAGACAACUAUAAAGUGACAAAUGAAUUCGGCUACAAAAAGAAGAAAUAAUCAAAAAUAUAUUACGAAACUC